UGUAUAUACAUACUAAGUCAUCUAGACUUUCAUUCAUUCGUUCGGCAGAGCCUGUAUUAUUCUACAAUGCAUUCAACUACCUUUCUCACCCUUAGCUGCGCUACUCUAGCCCUCGCGGCUCCGAGCAAGAGCAAGACCAUCCAGCAGCGAGCUACCUGCACCUUUACUACCACGGCCGCGCUGUCGUCGGGCAAGAGUUCCUGUACCGAUAUCGUCCUUAACGGUAUCACCGUUGCCGCAGGCGAGACACUCGACCUGACGAAGCUGACGACCGGAACCACCGUCACUUUCCAAGGCACCACCUCUUUCGGAUAUAAGGAAUGGUCGGGACCUUUGAUCAGCGUCUCUGGCACUAGCAUCACCGUGAAGGGUGCUACUGGCCACGUUAUCGACGGCAAUGGAGCUCAAUGGUGGGAUGGAAAGGGCAGCAACGGAGGCAAGACCAAGCCCAAGUUCUUCUACGCCCACAGUUUGACUUCCUCGACGAUCACCGGUCUCAACGUCAAGAACACGCCUGUCCAAGGGUUCUCCAUCAACGGUGCGACCGACCUCACCCUAAACAGCAUCACGAUCGACAACUCGGCCGGAGACUCAGCUGGUGGACAUAACACGGAUGCCUUCGACGUCGGUUCAUCUACCGGGGUAAAGAUCAUCAACGCCAACGUCAAGAACCAGGACGACUGCCUCGCCAUCAACUCGGGCAGCAACAUCGAGUUCACCGGAGGCACAUGCUCAGGUGGCCACGGCCUAAGCAUUGGUUCUGUCGGCGGACGUAGCAACAACGAUGUUAGUAACGUUGUCAUCUCCAACUCCAAGAUCAGCGACUCGCAGAACGGCGUGCGCAUCAAGACAGUGUACAACGCCACCGGUUCCGUCAAGAACGUCACCUACUCAGGCAUCACCCUAAGCAACAUCACCAAAUACGGUAUCGUCAUCGAGCAAGACUACGAAAACGGCAGCCCGACAGGUACUCCUACCACCGGUGUUCCCAUCACCGACCUGACCCUCAACGGCGUUACCGGCUCUGUCGCGUCGAGUGCCACAGACGUAUACAUUCUUUGCGGUAGCGGAUCGUGCAGCAGUUGGACCUGGAAGAACGUGUCUGUUACUGGGGGCAAGGCAAGCACCAAGUGCUCGAAUAUCCCGACUGGCGCCUCCUGCUAAGCUGGAAAUACAUGGCUAGACCAAUCCUUUUUUGUACCAUAUGAUGUAAAUAAAACCUGACGAGAUCGAUGAAUCAAGAUUCAGUAGCGUUAUGUCCGUGUAUUCCCAUUGGUAUGCCGAAAGUCACAAGCAUUCGCUCACCCCCGUAGUCGCGAGCUAGGAUUCAGCUCCAUGUCCUAGCUGCGUCACGGCCCCCAAACAACAGUCG
Annulohypoxylon maeteangense is the source of this 1372-nucleotide messenger RNA. RefSeq names its product glycoside hydrolase family 28 protein. The transcript is spliced from 2 exons. Gene Ontology annotation, molecular function: polygalacturonase activity. The record is from RefSeq and is a predicted model, not a curated record. Gene Ontology annotation, biological process: pectin catabolic process. Gene Ontology annotation, cellular component: extracellular region. NCBI's taxonomy places the organism in Eukaryota, Fungi, Ascomycota, Sordariomycetes, Xylariales, Hypoxylaceae. The coding region runs from base 67 to 1164 and encodes 365 amino acids.